GAAAGCCCAGGGGAGGGAGACUACGAGAGGCAGGCUUCGGGACUUCGCUUAAUGUACAGUGUCUUUUUCCAACUUUUCAAUGUUUUUUUUAUGAAGAUCAAUAACAGUGUUUUAACGACUUGCGUUCCUUCGAUUCUACAUUUUUCCUACAUUUUCAGUAUCUUCAGUAAAUUACUGGAGUUUAGCGUAUAUAUCUUUUUUCGGCAACCGCGGGAAGUAUUUCGUUUCAGAAUUGUUAUACAUUUCAGACGUGGUACUCGGGAAAAGACACAACUUUUUUGGAAGGUGGCAGGAAGCAAACUGGUUUUAGAUGCGUAACAACUUUAAGCGGGCGAUAGACAUGUGAAUGCGUCGGCUGCAGAAAUGACACGUGAUUUCUACUGCUAAUUAAUUAACUAGUUAUAACAUGCUAUGUAAAUAAUUUCAACGGUUCCAUUGGAUUAGCUAGUUAAACAUGUCAAAAGUCCGGAAUGCUCCGUUGUCAACUUUAUUGUGGCAUUUUUGUCGAGAUUUAGUCGCUACAGAGUUUAUGAAAGUUACUAUAGCAUUUCCGUCGUUGUUAACUGUAUUGUCGACUGUCAUCUUGGAAUCAGUCUUAUCAACAUCAAUUUGACUUUGUUCAUCUCGGUUUCUGAAGUUCAACAAACUUUGCCAUUCGUUUGAAACCUAUAGGUAUACAGUGCGGUGGGGAUAGCCUACAUUCACACGUCCAGCGCAAAGAAUAGUAGGGGGAAUUGCUUUAGAUACUUGUUGCAUCUAGAGUCCGUCAGCGAGAUUUUACCAUUUUUUUCCUUGCUCUGGAAAUGUGACAUGGAAUACCGGUAAAUUGGAUACAUUUUUAAAACCAGACGUUACUGUAGCAUGUUUAUAGUGGGUUGGUCACAUAAUUAAUUAUCAACAUUGUUGCUGCAAAAGGUUUUUUGAAAUAUUGCCAGUGGUGGAAUAUUACAAGAGCCGGUGUUUUGGAAGUGUCCGGACUGAACCGACUGACAACUUCAACCUGCACGUUGAAAAUGAGAACUGGGCUACUGUUUAUCUCCUGUAAGGACUGGAGCUCGUGUUGUAUGUGAAGAGUGAAAUCAAUAACUUUUUCAACUGGAACAAACUUUUAAAGCGGGGUAAGAAUUAACCAGAAAUCCACAAGAAAUGCAUCCACAAAGACAACAUGGCAGUCAGUGAGCCUUAAAACGUUGGAUUUAACCCUGUUUUUCGAAUAGUUUUCACGGGUUUGUACAUUUUAGAACCCACAAAGAGGAGGACCGUUGCUGGGCCAUAUAUUUAUUGUCCUGAAUCAACUCCGGUUGUUGCCAGCUUUGAAGUCCACGAUGUGCGGCCGGAGCCCGCCGCUGCAGCCGAUCCAAUGACCGUUCCCCAGCGGCGAUUGGCCGGGCUCUGGCCGUGGCUGCUCAUAGCGGCCCUGCAGGUGGUGUUCGGCCAGACGGGCCUGGAGCUGGCGGCGGCCGUAGAAACGGAGCGCUCGGCCCCCAGGGCUGUCAUCAAGGUGACACUGCUGAGACACGAGCCCACGGGGAAGCCCAUCACUCUGGAAGGGCUGUUCGUCGGAGGGAGCGCCGGCUCUGCAGAGGGGAAGCUCAUGCAGUCUCACCCUCUGUCCCUGUGCAACACCAGUGAAGAUGAGCGCCAGGAGUCUGACUUCAUCAGCAUCGUCAAGCUGGAGAGCCCGGAGCGCAAGGUGCCUCAGUGUCUGCCCCUGCUCAAGAAGGCUCGCCUGGCACUGGAGAGAGGUGCUCAGGCUGUCAUCUUCGAUGUCACCGACGACAAAGACGCUGCUCUCGAGCUGCAUGAGUCUGACUCCCUGCCGCUUCCGGUGGUGCUGGUGAAGGCUGAGGAUGCUGAGGAGCUGAUGGGACUGGUUAACAAGAACGAGGAGGCUAGAGUCCGUAUCGACAUCAAAAAAGAGGACCCAAAAUGGCCCCACUAUGAUGUUGGUAUCUUGCUUACUAUAGUCCUGGCUAUUCUGGCCAUCGUUUUGAUCUUUGCCUUCCGGUACCGAUGCAAGUCCAACAGAACCUGGGACUCAGUCCAUCAGCAGACCAUGCGAGCCAUCAGUCGUCUGGAGACGCGAAUGUACAGCGCUCAGGGCUGCGGGGGCUCACAGCGCCACCGUGGGGGCUGGGGGUCUAAUAGCAGCUCCAACUCCAGCCCCGUCUGUGCCAUCUGUCUGGAGGAGUUCCUGGAUGGACAGGACCUGAGGAUCAUCUCGUGUGCUCAUGAGUUCCAUAAGGAGUGUGUGGACCCCUGGUUGCUGCAGCACCGCACCUGUCCUCUCUGCAUGCACAACAUCAUGGGUACAGAGCUGUCACGUCAGCCCCAGAGGAGCAGACUGCAGCAGACCCCCGAGCACAGCCAGGGUUUCCUGCACCCCCACCCCUACCCACACGCCUUCCCCCAGCAUCCCAUCCCCUUCUCCAUGAGGCCUCACUACCCCCGUGGCCCCUCCGGCCCCUACCCCUCCCUGAGCCACUACAGCAGCUCCCCACCCCUGGACCCCCAGACCCUCCGCUUCCUCCCUAGCUGGCCUCUUGGCUCCGGCUGUGGAUACAUCCACCCUACAGAGGGCCCCGGGAGGCCUCACAAGGCCGGGAGCAGCUGCAGGACGGCAGGUCACCCUCUGGGGUCCCACUACGGCCCCGGGUCCCACCGCUCCUGCCACGCCUACCGCUCCGGCUGCCCUGCCCAGCGCAGCAACUCCAGUUCCAGGCUCCACCACACCCCCUCCUUUGCUCCCCACAUCUCCGAAGGGGGAGCCCAUAGCCGGGGGGCCGAGGGAGGCAGCUGCUCUGGGGGCUACCGGACGGAGCGCAGUGGCUACCUGGCAGACGGGCCGGCCAGUGACUCCAGCUCUGGCCCCUGUCACGGUUCAUCCAGUGACUCUGUGCUCAACUGUACCGACGUGUCCCUGCAGGGUGUGUAUGGUAGCUGGUCCACGUUCCGCAGCUCCCUGAGCAGUGACUAUGAUCCGUUUGUGUACUACGGGCCGGGUUUGGGACGGACAGGCCGCAGGGACAGCAUGGAGGCAGGGGCCCAGAGACCAAGGUCCCUGGACUCAGUGAUGAACAGAGACAGAGGACGAGGGAGCCCUGAGGAGCAGCCGCAGGCUGUGUUUAGCCACGUCCACUACCACCGCCACAGACACCACCACUACGGAGAGGACGGGGAGCGGGAGCACGCCCAGGGACAGGGGCCAGGCAGGGGGUCAGACGAGGAGCAGAGGGCUGCUGUUGCUAUUGGCUCUGGUACUGGUUCUCCCCCGGCUCUGGACAAGGACUUCCCAGUGUGCCCUCUGAAGCACAGCCCCUGUCAGUGCCCUAAGGCAGAACACACAGACAGUAGGGAGGUCCACGGCCACGGGAUAGAGGGUCAGGACCAUGAGCUUAGCCUCAGCCCCCCGUCAGGCCCCCCUCCUGCCCUGGUAGCACCAGCACCCUUGGCAGCCCCAGCCCCCUGCUGCCACCAGGACCACGGCCGUGGAGGCCACCCCCACCGGAGAGCAGACCGGCUCGGCGGCUGCGUCCUCGAUGGCCCCUCGGUGCUCUUCCACCAGAGCCUGGAACUGCAGGAUGACUGUAGCAUCCACAUUCACUACGGCCAGGGCCCCAGCUACUGCUGCCCCCCGCCUGACCUGCCCAUGCCUGUGCCUUUCAUUCUGGACUCUGGGGGUAUGGGGGCCCUAGGGGGCCUAGAGGACUGGCCCUGCUGUGGAGGGCCCCACCAUGUAGUGUGGCAGAAGCGGGUGCAGCAGGCCCACUCUGAGCCCCAGUUGCUGGGGCCAGGGCUGGGGGGCCCUAUGGACAGACCCCCGCCCCCAUGCAGCAGGCGUCACCACGGUCACCACAGCCCAGCGCACGACCGCAACACAGACUUUUGUUUAUACUGCCAAACAUUACACAACAAUCAGGGAUCAGAGGAGGAGUCCGGUGUGUGAUAACUAACUAACUCGAGAGGUGCAUCCCCAAACUCACGCUGCUACGUACACAGGAGCCGGAAUGGACAAACACGUCAUCGGCGGCCAUCUUUCUCAAGUCUUCAAAAUAAUUCCACAUGAAAUACCUGCAUUCAAACUACACUUCCCAGAAUCCCCCAGUCAGUGCUGAGUUACAUCUGUCAACAGAGAUCAAAAUUAGUUAGAUUAUGAUUAUUUUGAACAUUUGUUUCUUUUGACCAUCAAAUCAAUGAAAACAAAGUAGAGACCUGUCAAUUAGAGACCUGAAAUUGCUCAUAUUCGUUGUUGAAUUCAAGUAUGUCAAUGUGUUUGAUUUAGACUUUUCUUAUCGCUAAGUGGUGUACUUGUUUAAAGAUGAAGACUGACUGGGAGAUGCUGGGAAAACAACUCCUCCAUCACAAAGGGGAAAUUUGUUUUAUUCUCUUCUGCCUUGUUGUUUUGUUUUGUAAAUUACACGAAGAAUUAAAUACCUACAUGAUAUUACAAGUUCCCAGUUUGCCUUAGUGACCGCUAGGAAUUCUCACUGCUCAGGACUUGAGCCUUGAUUCACAGUACGAAACUCCCCUACUGUUUCUCUCAGUAGAAAUCACAUGGACAAAUUGGAUAUCUAAUUCCUUGAGUGGUUAAGCACUUAAUCGAUUAUAUUAUGAGGUACUACUCAGUAAUACUUGAUUUUCCCUCAUUACCCCCAUAGAUGCUCAGUUGGAGGUUUCUUGCUCUUUCCAGCCUGCCUCAAAUCAGAUUCAGAAAUGUGUUCCAGUGGCGUAGGUAUCGCAAAGGUACUCAGAGCUACAGAAAAGAGCCUAGAAGCUUCUCUCUGGGCAACCUGCCCCAUUGGGGGAAAACAGUUAUUUUCUUAGCCGGCCUUACAAGCAGUGUGCAUCCUGAGAGGUCACUAGAGGCUAGCAUGGGGACUUGUGUUGGUUAAUUCAAUAAUGGCAGCUGCUUCCAUCACAUUUUGUUUGCUUUGUGUUUCGGUAAAAAAAUGUAGUCUGUAAUUUUGAACCAGAUUCACUGAAAUGUGUUAUUAUUACAAGCUAUUUUAGUUUUGCUCAUGUCAUUUCUCAUGUUGCCAGUGGUUACUUAUUAUGUUUGAUCUGAGUGCUGAUUUUGUGGCCAGUGAAGGAGGGAGGGGUCCACCAGACAGACCUGGGUUCAAACUGUAUUUGACAUCUUUCAAAUACUGUAGCUGUGCUUGAAUAAGCUUGCCUGGCUCAAUGGGACAAAUGUAAUCAUCCCAAAAGUGCAAACCCCACCCAUCUGGCAUGUACUCUAAAAUAUGCAAAUGCUCCAAGUAUGUGAACAAUUUCAAAUACUAUUUGAACCCUGGUAGGUCUGCCUCCAGAAAAUCAAACAGUGUGAGUGAAACUUCGCUCAGCUCAGGAAGGACAUCCGCCAUGUCUCCUGCUCUUCACCCCUGUCCUCUAACCACAUGUCCUAGUACAUGACCCAAUCAAUCUCUCCCUUCCAUUUCCCAAAUACCAGCAGCUAAAGCUCAGCAAGGGUGCUCUUAUCUUGGAACAUUACAGCAAAAUAUUGUAUACAGUGCAUUCGGAAAGUAUUCAGACCCCUCGACUUUUUCCACAUUUUGUUACGUUACAGCCUUAUUCUAAAAUUGAUUAAAUAACAAUUGUUCCUCAUCAAUCUACACAUAAUACCCCAUAAUGACAAAGCAAACACAGGUGUUUAGAAAUGUUUGCAAAUAUAUUAAAAAUAAAACAGAAAUACCUCAUUUACAUAAGUAUUCAGACCCUUUGCUAUGAGACUGGGGGCUCGUGAGUGGCACAGCGGUCUAAGGCACUGCAUUUCAGUGCUUGAGGUGUCACAACAGACACCCUGGUUCGAAUUCAGGCUGUAUCACAACCGGCCGUGAUUGAGAGCACAAUUGGCCCAGCGUCGUCCGGGUAUGUCCAGUGUAGGACGUCAUUGUAAAAUUAGAAUUUGUUCUUAACUGACUUGCCUAGUUAAAUAAAAGGUUAAAUAAACAUUUAAAAAAUACUCCAAAUUGAGCUCAGGUGCAUCCUGUUUCCAUUGAUCAUCCUUGAGAUGUUUCUACAACUUGAACGGAGUCCACCUGGAGUAAAUUCAAUUGAUUGGACAUGAUUUGGAAAGGCACACACCUGUCUAUAUUAGGUCCCACAAUUGACAGUGCAUGUCAGAGCAAAAAAAACAGGCCAUGAAGUCGAAGGGAUUGUCUGUAGACAGGAUUGUGUCGAGGCACAGAUCUGGGGAAGGCUACCAAAAAAGGUCUGCAGCAUUGAAGGCAUCCAAGAACACAGUGGCCUCCAUCAUUCUUAAUUGGAAGAAGUUUAGGACAACCAAGGCUCUUCCUAAUGCUGGCCAAACUGAGCAAUUGGGGAAGAAGGACCUUGGUGAGGGAGGUGACCAAGAACCCGAUGGUCACUCUGACAGAGUUCCAGAGUUCCUGCAGCACUCCACCAAUCAGACCUUUAUGGUAGAGUGGUCAGACGGAAGCCACUCCUCAAUAAAAGACACGACAACCCGCUUGGAGUUGCCAAAAGGUACCUAAAGGAUUCUCAGACCAUGAGAAACAAGUUUCUCUGGUCUGAUCAAAUCAAGAUUGAACUCUUUGUCCUGAAUGCCAGGCGUCCCGCCUGGAGGAAACCUGGCACCAUCCCUAGGGUGAAGCAUGGUGGUGGCAGCAUCAUGCUGUGGGAUGUUUUUCAGCGGAAGGGACUGGGAGACUACUCAGUAGUCGGAGCAAAGUACAGAGAGAUCAUUGAUGAAAACCUGCUCCUGAGCGCUAAGGACCUCAGACUUGCAAAGGUUCACCUUCCAACAGGACAAUGACCCUAAGCACACAGCCAAGACAAUGCAGGAAUGGCUUCGGGACAAGUCUCUGAAUGUCCUUGAGUGGCCCAGCCAGAGCUCGAACUUGAACCCAAUCGAAUAACUCUGGAGAGACCUGAAAAUAGCUGUGCAGUGAUGCUCCCCAUCCAACUUGACAGAGCUUGAGAGGAUCUGCAGAGAAGAACGGGAGAAACUCCCCAAAUACAGGUGUGCCAAGCUUGUCGCGUCACACCCAAGAAGACUCGAGGUGUCACACCCUGAUCUGUUUCACCUGCCUUGUGGUUGUCUCCACCCCCCACCUGGUGUCUCUUGUUUGUCCCCAUUAUCUCCUGUGUAUUUAUACCUGCGUUUUCUGUUUGUCUGUGGCCAGUUUGUACAACCAGGGCUCAGGCUAAGACCCAGAUGCAGACACAGGAUACAUAUAGUAUGAGUCUCAGAGUUUAUUAUAGUACAAGGGGCAGGCAAAAUGGAAGUCAAGGCAGGCAAAGGGUUGUAAUCCAAAAAGUCAAGGGGUCUGAAUACUAUCCGUAUGCACUGUACAUAAUUACUAUGUAACUGGAGGAAAGUCAUGAUAAUUCAUAAUUCAUUCAACUUUGGGAACAUACAUUAUUCACUACCUUGUAAAAAAAAAAAUAUUGAUUCAACGUACAAUUAUAAGGCAACCAGCUUCAAUAGGAUUGUGAGUUUGCUCAACCAAAAUUGUAUUGAGCAAACUCAAUACAAAAAUUUGGUUGGAAUUUUAUGGAGAAAACUCACAAUCCUAUCGCUGCUGGUAUCCUUACAAUUGUACGUUGAAUCAGCAUAUAUAUAUUUUUUUUUCACGGUGUACCAAACAUUGACUUAACAAAGCUGUGGCCUUUUAUGAACUUAAGUUAACUUAAAUGGAAGCCUGGUGAAACAUCCUAGAAAGAAACCCUGGGAGAAAGAAAAGUCUUGAAAUGUGCGUAGUUAUAUCCCCCAAUAUAUUUUAUUUCUUAGUGAAAAUAUGAAAGGUGACUGCAUUAAGACAGACAGUAAAUAUGGAGCAUUAGUAUUUAAUGGAAUAAACCUAUUGAUCCCCAGACUAUUUUCGAAAGAGCUGGAAGCACUUAAACAACCGUCUGAUCUAGUAACACUCUGAAUUUGUAAUUGAGAUAAGUCUGUCUAUGCUAUUUACUUCAAUUGUGCCUUCCGGAUUCACUUUUCAAAGGGGUUAGUUGUGGGAUCUGCAUUCACUACUUCCUGUCAAUGGGUUGAAGUUUAUUAUGAUAUAAGAUCAGCAAAUUACCUAAUACAUUAAAGCUCUUGUUAUUUUACCAAAGAAACACAGUUUUGAAUGCAAUCAACCUGUGCCUUUUAUUCCUUCUCCAUGAAACUUAAACCCAAGUAAAUGUGUUUUACCUAACAAGAGAAAUCUGAAAAUGGAAUCGUAUGCAGUCAAACAGUGGAAAAUCAUGGAUUACAGCCUUAUAUAUAUCGAUACCUCGUUUCUAAUGUUUUUUGGAGACAGCUUCUCUUGCUAAUACUCCAGGUUGUGUUUCUGUUAUAUAUAUUUGUGUAGAGAACAGUCCUAUAUAGCCUGGUUAAACCAGACUGAACACUGCACUCACCAUUGUUUCCCUUGAAACAACAGUGAAACAUUGCAAAACCUGUCUGGAUUCCAGGCUACAGUUCCCUAGCCUUAGCUGAAAUGACUAAAUCACAACCAACCAGCACUGGAAUCCACAACCAACCAAUAUUUUUCAGUCAAAACUGAAAGCAAGGCAAAUCAAGACACUAUAACUAUGCCAACAACCAGAACAAGGAAAUAUAAAAUUUAAAUUAAUCAAACAUCUCUGAAAUGUUUGGGGCGAUUUUAUUAUCCUCUUUAGGGUUGUUUUUUUGUUUGUGUUCAUUGUUUUGUUUUUUAACGCAUAAUGAGCUGAAACUGCCUUUUUUUCUAAUAGAGCACAAUCCCAAUAGAAAUUGAAGGGAUCUGUCAGUAUAUUUUGGAUACUUUGUGUACAAAAAGAGAAAUACAAAAACAGAAAUGAAAUAAAGUGUUGUAUUUUAUAUAUAAUAGAACAUUUCAAUAUGGUGAUAUGUCACUAAUAUAUUUAUUUACUAAUAUAUUUAUCCAUUUUUGUCCAGGUCCUGAAAAAGAAUGCAUGGUUUCUGUAUAGAAACGAUAUCUAUAUGAAACUAAGUGCCAUCACAGAUGUAUCAACAUGGCUUCAUUCCAAUUAUAUGCAAAUAAAUUAUUUUGAAAUAAAACCUCUGGUGCUGA
Oncorhynchus nerka (sockeye salmon) is the source of this 9020-nucleotide messenger RNA. RefSeq names its product E3 ubiquitin-protein ligase RNF43. Gene Ontology annotation, molecular function: ubiquitin protein ligase activity; frizzled binding. Gene Ontology annotation, biological process: ubiquitin-dependent protein catabolic process; Wnt receptor catabolic process. Gene Ontology annotation, cellular component: plasma membrane. Lineage: Eukaryota; Metazoa; Chordata; Actinopteri; Salmoniformes; Salmonidae. The record is from RefSeq and is a predicted model, not a curated record.